AUGUUCGCCGCCCGCACCGCCGCCCGUCGCGCCGCCGCUUCGGCAUCGACCUCCGCAUUGCGCUCUGCGCGCGUUGCGGCGCCCGCGCGCCAGCUGUCUGCGUCGGCUUGCAGGCGGUCAGACGCGCUCUUUAACCACCGGGAUACCGACUACAACAACCCGAAGAUUCCGUUCGAGUUCACGCCCGAGAACCUGAAGGAGGCGGAGAACAUCAUCUCCAAAUACCCCCCACAAUACAAGAAAGCCGCCAUAAUCCCGCUUCUCCAUCUCGGCCAAGAACAACUCGGCUGGACGUCUAUCUCAGUGAUGAACUACGUCGCCAAGCUCGUCGAGGUCAACCCCAUGCGCGUGUACGAGGUCGCGACGUUCUACACCAUGUUCAACCGCGAGCCGUUGGGCAAGCACUUUGUCGAGGUGUGCACGACGACGCCGUGCAUGUUGAGGGGCGCGUACGAUAUUCUUGACGUUGUGUGUGGGCAUCUGGGUGGGAUUAAGCCUGGUGAGACGACGAAGGAUGGGAAGUUUACGGUUGUGGAGGUCGAGUGCCAGGGCGCUUGCAGUAACGCGCCUAUGAUGGCUAUUGCUGGCGACUUCUACGAGGAUCUCACGGAGGAGUCGACCAAGCGGAUAUUGGACACGUUCGCCAAGGGCGAGAAGCCCAAGCCCGGCCCGCAGAGCGGACGGCACACAAGCGAGAACUCGGCUGGCCUGACCGCGCUUACGAGCGAGCCUUACGGUCCCGGCCAGUUCUGCCAGCCUGACUUCCACAAGGCUGCGUUUGGUCCGAGGAGACCGGAAGCUCAAGCGAGGUUCUUAUUGAAGCUUAGUUCGCUUGCGGGAGAAGAACAACGUGCGCGCGGGAUGCAAGUCGCGCCGUAG
This is a messenger RNA of Peniophora sp. CBMAI 1063, 879 nucleotides long. NCBI's taxonomy places the organism in Eukaryota, Fungi, Basidiomycota, Agaricomycetes, Russulales, Peniophoraceae. The record is from the annotation of a GenBank genome assembly.